AUGACCGAGACUAUCAGCCUGGGUACUUUGAGUAGCAUUCCAGUCCCUCUCGAAGACGAGCCGGAGAUUGCCUUUGCCAGCUUUGAUGCCACUGAUGUCCCAGACGGCAAGAAGCUGUUGGCCGAGGAAUCUAAGGUUGAGCCGUCCGUCUGGUUUGUAAAUUUCCCCGACAAAAGCGCGAUCGAAGAGAAACACGCUCUACGGGACUUUUUACAGGACACGACCAACUACCGCACCUGGGCGAGUUCUAAAUGGUGGUCUGCGGUAUUGAAUCAUCCCAAAGUUCCUCAGGGUUACAGCCCCGAGGCAAUUGGCAAACGCAGUUCUUUUUUUGCCAGAUACGCUUCGAAUCAUAUGAAGAAGACUCCAUGGCUUGCAAUGCACCAAGAAAACGACCGCACCCAAACCUUCAACUGCAAAACUACCGAAUUCCAUACCGAGAUCAUUAAAAGUGUUCUUGCCGGAUUUGUCGAUGUGCCACUGAGCGCUCUCAAAAGUCUGGAAGGGAUUCUGGAUUCUCUAUCCAAGUCGAUGGAGCAAAGUGCAGUAGACAAAUCCGACAAACUGGUUGUCUGUGAGAGAUUUGAAUAUAUCCCCCAAGCGGAUGCCAUUAAAUCAUACAUUCGCCUCAUUCACUUUGCUACGAACAACGAAACGAAGGUUAUCAACAAUGCCAAAAAGAAAGAGAGCUCUAUUUCAUGCGAAAUCAAAUACAGCGACUACGAGGCCGAAUUCAAUCAAAAGAAUUGGAAGGUAGCGGGGGCGUUGGUCGAUGAAAGAAUGAGAGAUGACAUGAAGAAGUUCCUUGACAACAAUGAGAUUGAUUGCGAUCCCGAAUAG
Penicillium canescens is the source of this 840-nucleotide messenger RNA. RefSeq lists its product as uncharacterized. The coding region runs from base 1 to 840 and encodes 279 amino acids. The transcript has 3 exons. The record is from RefSeq and is a predicted model, not a curated record. NCBI's taxonomy places the organism in Eukaryota, Fungi, Ascomycota, Eurotiomycetes, Eurotiales, Aspergillaceae.